Messenger RNA from Cicer arietinum (chickpea), 2458 nucleotides. RefSeq names its product telomere repeat-binding protein 3. The record is from RefSeq and is a predicted model, not a curated record. Lineage: Eukaryota; Viridiplantae; Streptophyta; Magnoliopsida; Fabales; Fabaceae.
UUCUUUUUCCAUAGAUUUAUAUUCUUUUUCAUUUUUCGUCAUUUCCUAUGUUUUGAUUUUUCCUUUUCCCAACUUGUCGCAUUUUCCUUCGGAAUUGCUUUUUCUUGCAAAUUCUCUUACUUGAUCGAAUUUCUACCAUAUAGUCAAAGAGAUAGGAUCUGAUACACUCAACUUCUGGUUAAUUGAUGAGUUAUAAAUGUUCAUGCUAUGGUGUUGAAGAAAAGGCAUGAGUAUGGAUUCAGCGGCUUUGAGGUCCCUAAGAUACCUAGGCGUCCACGAUCUGCAAGAAAGACGGUUCCAUUCAAGAAACUGGCUGACGACGGCCACACUUGUGCUUUUGAACUACUAGCAUCUAUAGCUGGCAAGUUGCUGCAGGAGAGUGAAAGUUCCGCUUCUAGCAAUGCAUCUUCAGUUAAACCGUUAACAGAAGAGCAGUUUCAUAAUGGAAGUUGUCAAGAGUGUGUUUUGACAACUGAGGUUGGCUUAGAAAAGAUCAGCGAGGAAUGUCUCAAGACUGCCGAGACUGAUUGUAUAUUAGAAUGCAUUUCAGCUGACAAUAAUUCGGAUUGUUGGGAGCAAGUUAAAGUUGAUGUGAAGUCCGAGAUUUUCAAAUUAGAGAAUAAGUUUGGAAAUCAUUCUAAUACUAAUAGGUUAGUAGAAGUACCGAAUGAUUGUGAGCCUGGCAGUUCCAGCUCUAAGGGAUUAUCUGUGGAUGAUACGUUUAGUUUGAAUGAUCCAUUGGAAUUAGUUGUUAACUCUCCUUCAUUAGUUGACCUGAACGGUGAUGUUAAAUCUCCGUUUUGUGGAGAAUUGUUUCCCAAUGCAUCCUUUUCCAAGCAUGGGAAUGAUAAUAAGUUAGGUUUUAUUGAUGAUGACGAAAACUUUAUUAGGGGCAACAAAGUUUGCACCAAAUCGAAGGCUUUUAGACCUUCACAAUGCAUUGCACGCCGAAUAAUCAGGAAGCGGUUGACUUCCAAACCCUGGAAGCUUGCUCCAAAGUUGAAGGAUUGCGAAUAUUCUAGAUAUGAUAGGGGAAUAAAACCCUCAAGUCGUAAGAGGAAGACUUAUUAUAAUUUUGAAAGAUCUCAGUGUUACACUCUUUUAAAGAGGAAGAAAUUAUUAGACAGGGUUUCAACAGUAACUCCUCGUGGAGGAUUCAGCAGUGAGAGUGUAUCUAAGUCACCUAAGAAACGAAUUCAUGGAAAUAACCGUACCACAUCUUCAAAAGUUCGUGUUUCAAAGGAUUCUCAUGUAAAGUUUAGCAUCAAGUCGUUCAGGAUUCCAGAACUUUAUGUCGAGGUUCCCAAAACUGCAACUGUUGGUUCAUUAAAGAGGACAGUCAUGGAGGCAGUGAUGACUAUAAUAGGAGGUGGAGUUCGUGUUGGCGUUGUUGUUAAGGGGAAAAAAGUUAGAGAUGACAACAGAACUCUUCGGCAGACUGGUAUAUCUUGUAAAGAAAAUCUCGGUAAACUUGGUUUCGUGUUAGAGCCUAACUCUUCUCAAGCUUCUCCAGUUGUUUGUGCCGAUGAUCCUUCUCACCGUGAAGCGUCCCAGCCUACCAGGUUUCCAGGAACUCCCUCCAUAGAUUCAGGGAUUUCUGUUGCCAAACAGGAUUUCCCCAUGCUUACAAAUACUUGCGACGAAGACCUUGUUGAAAUUAACCAUGAAUCAGCUUCUUCACUUGCUGACACUAUAUCUGAUAAACUAACACAAGAUUCCCCCCGAGUGCUAGUUUCUCUUCCGGCUAAUAGCGAAGAGGCAUUAGCUGUCGUUCCUGUGAAUCAGAACACCAGACACUCUGAGCUUGUACAGCGUCGAAUCAGGAGACCAUUUACUGUGUCUGAAGUAGAAGCACUUGUUCAUGCAGUUGAGGAAGUUGGAACUGGAAGGUGGCGUGAUGUUAAGUUGCGAUCUUUUGAGAAUGCAGAUCAUAGGACCUAUGUAGACUUGAAGGAUAAAUGGAAAACUUUAGUGCACACUGCAAAAAUCUCCCCUCAACAAAGGAGAGGACAACCAGUUCCUCAAGAGCUAUUGAACAGGGUUUUGGCUGCACAUGCUUUCUGGUCUCUCCACCAAGCCAAACAGCAUGUCAAAAGCAUCAAACCAAUGGUUCAUCAAGCUUCACCUGAAAGACACAGUCGAAUCUGUUGAUGGUUUCCAACCACUUGUGAUUAUGUAGAAAGAUGUUAACAUUAUUGACUUGCAACAAACAAACUUGUACAUUUGUUUCAAAUUCAUGUAAUAUCCUUACCAAAUUCAUUGCUUGCCUUAAAUUUAAGCAGGUUGGCAUUUGUAAAUUAAAUAAGGAAUAAAGUUGUACUGACAGGAACUUGUGUGUUUUUUUUUUUUUGUAAUUUUAAUUCCAUGUCAUGAAUGUAAAUAGAAUUGUCUAAGAUCAUGACAGCAUAACGAAGAAAAGGGAAAAUGUUCUCCUUGUUUUUAUCUCUCACAAUGUCAA